Pseudovirgaria hyperparasitica is the source of this 2571-nucleotide messenger RNA. RefSeq names its product cellobiose dehydrogenase. The transcript is spliced from 4 exons. Gene Ontology annotation, molecular function: flavin adenine dinucleotide binding; oxidoreductase activity, acting on CH-OH group of donors; cellulose binding. Lineage: Eukaryota; Fungi; Ascomycota; Dothideomycetes; Acrospermales; Acrospermaceae. Gene Ontology annotation, biological process: carbohydrate metabolic process. Gene Ontology annotation, cellular component: extracellular region. Bases 1 to 2571 code for a protein of 856 amino acids. The record is from RefSeq and is a predicted model, not a curated record.
AUGAAGAUACCCAAGCUCCCCAUCUCCCACGCGGCGACGCUGUCACUACUGCUCCUGCUAUCAACAUUCCUCUCCAGCACCUUUGCCCAAGAAUCCUACACAGAUCCAGACACCGGCAUCACCUUCUACCGUCAGACCUGGCCCGAUACCCAAACCAAAGGCGGGUUCCAGUGGGGACUAGCCCUGCCCGCAACGGAGGAGGACGCAGCGGGGUCUAGCGAUGAGUAUAUCGGACAGAUAGUCGGAGCCCGCACCAACGGCGCAGGCUGGAGCGGCGUGAGCCACGGCGGCAGCAUGCCCAACGCCCUCCUGCUCAUCGCAUGGGCAGACGGCACAACAGUGCGCUCGUCCUUCCGCUUCGCAACCGGCUACGUCGAGCCAGACGCCUACACCGGCAACGCCACGCUCAUCAAGAUUGCCGAGACGGUCAAUGCCACGCACUUCACCCUCACGUACCGCUGUCGCUGGUGCUGGUACUGGGACCAGAACGGCGCGGUAGGGAGUCAGCCACCGAUCACUACAAACACACAUUCCGCGCAGGUCCUCGCGUGGGUGCAGGCGUUUGCCAGCCCGGAGCCGGUCACGUCGGAUGAUGCGAGGGUGGUCGUGGAGCAUGAUAAUGGGAUUGGCAUCUUUGGCAUGCCGAUUGCGAGUAUGCGGCAGGCUGGGUAUGCGGCGUGGGCUUCGUCGGCUACGCCUACACCCCCGUCGACUACUGUAACAACGAAAACAACAACAACAACAACAAGACCUCCCUCGACCACGACCGUCCCACCAGGCGCAAGCUGCUCAGGCACCGCGGCACCAACGGCAGCAUACGACUACAUCAUCGUCGGCGCCGGCGCAGCAGGCAUCCCCCUAGCAGACCGCCUCUCCGAAGCCGGCAAAAGCGUCCUCCUAAUCGAAAAAGGCCCGCCAUCCUCCGGCCGCUGGGCCGGCACGCUCAAGCCCACCUGGCUAGCCGGCACGAACCUGACGCGCUUCGACGUACCCGGCCUCUGCAACGAGAUCUGGGUCAACUCGGCGGGCGUAGCCUGCACCGGCAUCGACCAGAUGGCCGGCUGCGUGCUCGGCGGCGGCACAGCCGUAAACGCAGGCCUCUGGUGGAAACCCCCCGCCCCCGACUGGGACGCAAACUUCCCCGCCGGCUGGAAGGCAGUCGACAUGGCGCGCCCCGUGUCCCGCGUCUUCGCCCGCAUCCCGGGCACCGAGCACCCGUCCGCCGACAACCGGCUCUACAAGCAGGAAGGCUACGCCGUCAUCGCAAACGCCCUGUCCGCAGCCGGCUGGCGGAACCUGACGCGCGGCGCCAACGCGGACCCGGACCUCAAGGACAGAGUGUUCGCGCAGACAUCGUACAUGUUCUCGCAUGGCGAGCGCGGCGGGCCGCUGGCUACAUACCUCGUCACGGCCAGCGCGCGCAAGAACUUCCGCCUGCUCACCAACACAUCCGUCCGGCGCGUCGUGCGCACCGCCACCGGCCACGCCACCGGCGUCGAGCUCGAGGCCGGACACUGCGGCAUCGUCAACCUGACCACAAACACAGGCCGCGUCAUCCUCUCCGCCGGCACCUUCAACACAGCCAAGAUCCUCUUCCGCUCCGGCAUCGGGCCAGCAGACCAGCUCAAGACCGUCGCCAGCUCCGCCCUCGACGGCGCAAGCUUCGCCAACCAAUCCGACUGGAUCAUCCUGCCCGUCGGGCACAACCUCAACGACCACGCCAACACCGACAUCGUGAUCCGCCACCCGGACGUCUCAGCCUACGACUUCUACGCUGCCUACGACCACCCCAUCCCCGCAGACGCAUCCGCCUACCUGACUUCCCGCACCGGCAUCCUCGCCCAGGCAGCACCCAACAUCGGCCCCAUCUUCUGGCACGUCAUACCCGGCGAUAGCAACACCACCGCCCGCCAACUCCAAUACACCGCCCGCGUCGAGCCCUCCCUCGACGUCUCCAACCCGGCAAACACAUCCAUGACAAUCUCGCAAUACCUCGGCCGCGGCGCCACCUCGCGCGGCACCCUAACCAUCACGCCCGCCCUCUCCAUCCUCGUCUCCGACCCACCAUACCUCAAGACCGCCGCCGACAACGCAGCAGUAGCAUCCAGCCUACGCACCAUCCUCGCCGCCCUGACAGCCUCCUCCUCGGACCAGCGCAUCACAAUCGAACGGCCCAGUCCGGGCACCUCGGUCGAGGCGUACCUGGCAGGCUAUCCGCGGACGCCGGCGGCGCGACGGGCAAACCACUGGAUUGGCACGGCGAAGAUGGGCACGGACAAUGGGCUGCUGACGGGCGGGACGGCGGUCGUGGAUGUGGAUGCGCGGGUGUACGGGACGGAUAAUGUGUUUGUGGUGGAUGCGAGUGUGUUUCCGGGGCAUGUCAGUUCGAAUCCGUCGGCGGCGGUGGCGGCGGUGGCGGAGCGGGCGAGUGAGCGGAUUCUUGGGCUUGCUGUGGCGGGGCCGGUGGGGCGGUAUGGGCAGUGUGCCGGGCGGAGUUAUGCUGGGGCGCGGUUCUGUGCGGUUGGGCUGGUGUGUGUGGUUGUCAAUCCGGAUUAUGGGCAGUGCUUGUGA